UGUCCCUGCUGGAGCGCCGAGUUGAGUUUGACAAGAGAGUUAUCACUGUUGAACUUCACAAGUUUGUCUGUUACUCCUUAAACCAUAUUGAAAACAGGUAGUAGCACUAAAACCGACUUUGAGGAACCCAAGCUGUCACUUUAAGGCAAUCAUGGAGCGCUCCAAACAGAAACAAAUGAAUCAAAAUGAAAAUGAAACAGAUGCCGCGAUCAAUGGGCACUUUGACGGACGGGCGAAAGUUCCCGGAUGGAGCGCCGGUGGUGCCGCAGGGACCCCGAGCACCGUGCCGUCCUCCAGCGUGAUGGAGAGCUGGCGUGAAGAACGCACUCGCAGUCUGGAAGACAAUGAGAUGAGCCUGCCGAGCAUCGCCGCGGCGUACACCACGAUCCUCAGGGGGCUCGGGGAAGAUCCGCAGCGGCAGGGGCUCCUCAAAACUCCGUGGAGAGCCGCCACCGCCAUGCAGUUCUUCACCAAGGGUUAUCAGGAAAAAAUCAUCGAUGUCCUGAAUGACGCAAUCUUUGAUGAAGACCAUGACGAGAUGGUGAUCGUGAAGGAUAUUGACAUGUUUUCCAUGUGUGAACACCAUUUAGUUCCCAUUUUUGGCCGGGUGCACAUAGGUUACCUUCCAAACAAGAGGGUUCUUGGUCUGAGUAAACUAGCAAGGAUUGUUGAGAUAUAUAGCAGGAGAUUGCAAGUUCAGGAGCGUCUAACCAAACAGAUUGCAGUCGCCAUCACUGAAGCGUUACAGCCUGCUGGGGUCGGGGUGGUCAUCGAAGCAACUCACAUGUGUAUGGUUAUGCGAGGCGUCCAGAAGAUGAACAGCAAGACUGUGACCAGCACCAUGCUUGGUGUUUUCCGUGAGGACCCCAAGACACGAGACGAGUUCCUGAGCCUGAUCCGGAGCUGAGGGUCCGUGUUCACUCUCCACUGCCAAAACACUCUGACCAGCCCUCUUCUCAAACGCCUCCCUGGAUCUACGGAUCCUUCAUCUCUGGUUCUGCCUCCGGACGAGGCCCUGCUGCUGUGUAACAUAGUGUCCCAUCGGUAACACCUUCUCGUCUGUGUCUCGUGUGUGGAUGUGUGUGUUUUGUGCACGUUUUAGUCAGUAGAGCUGUGGGAGCCUCUAUUGACGGGACUGUGGCUAUUACUGUUAAAUGGAAGCAUUGUGUUUUGAAGGACGUCUUAGAUUAACACAAUUUCACCUCUUUAAACUGACAAGAACCAAACCCACCGAAAUCUGUUUAGAUCUCUUUCCGGCUGUGUCACAUUCAUUCUCUAUUCAACGCAAUUGAGUUGCUUGAAAUACGCAAACAAAGUGGUUUUAUUUUCACGCUCCUGAACAGGGAGGUGCAUGUCAUUCUGAAUAUUUGAAUAAUUACAUAAAAGUACUGUUGAGGAACAAUGGUACGGUAACGGUAAUGAAUAGAACCACUAAAUAAUUACAAAUAUUCUUACACCUUGAUAUUUACAUUGUACUUCAAAGAUUGUUAUGGUAUUAUAAUGGUACAUAUCCAAAAACCUAGUAUUACAAAGAAAGCACCACUUUUUAUAAGUGAAUAAAUCCAGACUGGUUUUAUUGUUGUUUUACUAUGUGCUGAAAAUGUAUUAUGGCUACGCUGUCUUAUAAUGUAAUAUUUAAUAUAAUGUAUGCGUCCUGUGUACAUCAGUCAGUAAUUAUGCCCAGACCCAAAGUAUCAUCUGCUCUUGAAAGGAUGGUUCAUCCGGAAAUGAAACUCACCCUCAUGUUAUCCACACAUGUUUUGCCUUAAACGUGACAUAUGAAAUGUUAGUCUGAAAAAAAAAAAAUGAUAUUUUUCUAAUGGAACGGUUUAUUGAAGCAUACUUUUAAGGUUACAUGUUUGUGUUUUUUGUUGAGUAUUAUGUUUGAUACAUCAAGUUUUUAUGGCUCAUAUAGUAGAAUAUAGGAAAAUGUCAUAAAAAAUAAAAAUAAAAACCUAAAUUUUAUUCAGAGGUCCAAAUUUUAUGAAAAUAUGCACUUUUGCUGUUAAUAUAAACACCGUUUUUGCAUUAUUACAUGAUUUUUAAGCAAACUACCUUCACAAAUUCACAUUAUUGUAAUGUUAAAAAUAAAUGUUUUACCAAUUUUUAUCAUGGUGAUUUUAUGGAGUUUAUAUUCAAGGAGGCAAAAUACAUCAGAAGUCGAGACUGAGUGAAAAUGUGCAGUUUGGUAUUUAAAUGAUUAUUUUACUAUCAAAGCUCUGUAGUUUUGAAACAUAUAAUGCAAUGCAAUUCAACUAUGAUAAAGAGACGUAUAAAUAAAUGUAGCUGAAAUCCUGAUGUAUUUUAAUCAAGUUUUAAUAUGAUUUUUUCAUAUUUCAUAAAAUGUUUUAACUUGUAUGGAUAAUGGAUUAAACUUAAGUUGCUUCAAUACAGUAUGUGAUUAUCUUGAAAAAGUAUAAGCAAUUAAAAAUUUAAGUUAAGAUUUCACAGCAAAAAGACACGGUGCACGGUGUUAAAAUGAUCAGACAAUUCAUUGGGAGGACAAAAACAGCCAUUCUUCAGCUAGCUUCUUUUUUGUCAAGCAGAAAGAAACAGUGAUACAGGAUUAAAACAACCCUAGGGUGAGUAUAUAAUAGCAUAUUUAGUAUUUUUGGGUGAACUGUCUGUUUAAGUGUUUAUUUGGGCUCGUCAUUGAUGGCAUUUACAAGUUUUGUGUAACUCUAUUAUUUUCUGUUUAAAAUCAGCUGUUGAGUCUGAUGUGUUGGAUGUUCUGUGUUGAAGUGAUAACCAGCUCCAGCCUUCUGAAUGUCCUGUCUGUACGGUCCUAGAUGUUGUUUACUCUCUGAAGGUCUUCUUUUAUUUGUUAAGGUGCAGUCAAGGUCAACUUAGUAUCUGAUUUUGCACAUUGUGGGAUUCACUUACAGUAUGAAGAAUACAGAACUUAGCUGUACUGAUAUAAUUGUGAUCUUUGUAAUAAAAAUAAGAUAAAAAAAGAUGGAAAUCAACUAAAAUAUAUAUACAUUUGUAAAACAUAUUUUAUACAUUUACUCAGAUGCAUGUUUACCUCUCCUUGGUUAUGUACAGUGCGUUUUUGAGUAAGAAUUCAAACUAUAUACUUAUGUAUCAUUGUAGAAAAUUAUAUUACGCUCAGAAACAAUGGAUACUGUGGAUUUACUGAUACUGUUGUAUUGUCUGUGUAAUGACUUGUUUUAAAUUAUGAAACAUUCCUUGAGUGAUGUUCUGCAUUCCAUAAGUCCAAACUCUGAGCCAAAUGGUAUCUGAGAUGUUCAGUGUCACAAUCGCUUCAUAAGAGUGGAUUCAUUGAGAAAAUGAACACUUGAUAUUGAGAAGUAUAGUGUUAUUCAUGUGGCCUUCUUUAAACUAAAGUCUCAAAGAGCCUUACUAUUGAUGUUCUUCGUCAUUUUCAGCUUAAAAUAAAAUAAAAUAUUGUGUAAAAUA
Carassius gibelio (silver crucian carp) is the source of this 3420-nucleotide messenger RNA. Its product is annotated as GTP cyclohydrolase 1. Gene Ontology annotation, molecular function: zinc ion binding; GTP binding; GTP cyclohydrolase I activity. Gene Ontology annotation, biological process: tetrahydrobiopterin biosynthetic process; tetrahydrofolate biosynthetic process. Gene Ontology annotation, cellular component: cytoplasm. The record is from RefSeq and is a predicted model, not a curated record. The transcript has 6 exons. Bases 152 to 907 code for a protein of 251 amino acids. Lineage: Eukaryota; Metazoa; Chordata; Actinopteri; Cypriniformes; Cyprinidae.